GACUGCGCAUCUGCUGUCUGUCUGCACAUGAGAAACUUCAACGUAAUGUCAGCCUGCGCAGGACAAUAACACAGACAUCUCAUCCCACAAUAACACAGACAUCUCAUCCCACAAUAACACACACAUCUCAUGCCACAAUAACACAGACAUCUCAUCCCACAAUAACACACACAUCUCGAGAUAAAUCUUAGAAUAACACAGACAUCUCGAGACUCCGCUCAGUGUUGGAGAUGAGAGCUGCGCAACAUUCAUGCACAGCAGAAAGUGUGCUCAGACGCUUUGGAUCUGCUCACAUGUAACUUUACUUUGGGUGACGGAUCCACGAUGUUAACCGGUGCGGCGCUCCAGACUCUUGUGCUGGCAGCCGUUUGUCUUUCGAGCCGGGCCGUCCCGCUCAGAAGCAUCACUUCAUCAGAAGAGGACAGAAGAACAGAAUCAAACACACCGUCACCUUCACUUGACCCUCCUGAAGUCUCUUCUGAGCGCUCGCUCUCCUCCUCCGUUCAUGAAGGGUUGGGUAGCGUGAUGGCUGUAGAUGAUGAGGACAGAACGCUCCGCUGGGACUCUUCGUAUCACACACGGACAGCAGACGCACAGCAGAACAAAACCCUUCCAGAAGAAUCUCUUCUCUCAGCGGCAGCAGACAUCAUCACGGAGAACUCUCCAUCAUCUGACCCACCCUCAGAGACCACAGACGACAUCCAGCCGGAGCGUUCACAUGAGAGCACACCUGAACCAGAGGAGGACACACGUCUGCACGUCAGCGGCGGAUCAACCGUCCGUCUCCUCACGUCUGCCUGUGAACUCCAUCAAAGCCUGAAGUCCAGAGACGUGGAUGUUACUGAUGUCUGGACGGAAGCCCUUCAUCUGCAGACAGAGGCUGUGAACGUUGAGCCGUCAUCUCAGGAUCUGCUCACAGACGUCACCAUGUCCUCUGAAGACCUGCCGUUGAUCUUCGCGCCAUUUGAGGACGUCACGCCAGCUGGAAACUCAGCGCCGGGAUCCAGAAUGUCUGUCGCCGUGGCGCCGACAGCAGUAACCGUGGAAGAUGCGGAGCUCAUGGUCUCCAUGGAUACAGAGCACACAUCCUCUCUCUCGGGAAUGCUGGACUGGCCCUCAUCAUGGCAGACGUCACAAACGCAGAUCAAGACAACAGAGCAUGAUGGGAAGACAGAAAAUGAUGACAUCGCUCAGAGGAUGACGGUCACGUCGUCUGAUGGCGUUCAGAUCCCAACAUCCAGAUCAAAGGCAGACACAGAUGUGGAAUAUAAAGAGGAGGCACACGAAGAUGAGGAAGACGAUGGGGGGGAUUCUGAUGAAGAAGAGAGUGAAGAGGACCUAACAGAAACCAGCAUGACGCCUCCCGGCCGUCCCCCCUACAGCCUCAUUCCUCCUCCUCCUCCAGUCUGGAUGCAGGGGAACCCCGGCCUGGUACGCAGUUGGGUUGAACUCAUCAGAGAGAAGGCUGGUUAUGUGUCGGGGAUGUUGGCACCCGUUGGCAUCGGACUGGCCGGAGCUCUUCUGCUGGUGGGCGCUCUGUACAGCAUCAGACUCAUUCAUCGCAGGAGGAGAGAAAACAUCAAACAUCAGAGGAGCAGGCCUCCCAGAGAAGUGCGGAGCGGAACGGACAAUGCCAUGCUGCUGGCUGACAGUUCAGAGGAUGAGUUCUGAUCUCCAGAACUUCACAUCAACCAUGAUUUUCACUUUUAUCUGUUGUUUGGGUUCAGUGUUUCUUUGAUAUUAGAUUUGUUUUCAGGUUGAUUGUCAAUUGACAAAAGACGAAUCUGUGUGUUGAAGUGCCAACAGCAGCUCUUCAGUAUUUCUCUGCUAAAUUGAACUUGUGAUUUGUUUUUGAUCAUUUAAAACCAGUACAAGCAUCAUCUCUUCUGCGUUCCUCUGCCUCCUGUUCUUCUGAUGUGAUGUUGAAAUGAGUUUAAGUUAAAUAUAAACUUUCAUUGUAAAUACACGAUACGUCUGUUUUAACAGCUGUCGUCCAAACACAGACGGAAAAAAAUGGAAUAUAAUGAGAGGCGUUUUUGCUAGUACAUCGUUCCUCCAGCACUUCCAUCUGUGUUAUUUCAUCAUUCUGAAGUGUAGGGACUCAAAUAAAACAAAGAAUCGCCUGAAACUCAUUUGUAGAUGUUUUUUUCUCAUGAAAACUCAAUGGGUCUAAAUGAUAGAAUUUUCUUCAAAAAUCAUCAGAAUAUUAAGUAAAGAUCAUGUUCCGUGAAGAUAUUUUGUAAAUUUCCUACCUUAAAUAUAUAAAAACUUUAUUUUACCUGCUACAGAGCCUCUGAUGGACAACUUUUAAUAUCUCCGCCAGAUAUUGUCCUCGUCUAAUAACUCAUACAUCAAGAGAAAGCUUUUA
Molecule: messenger RNA, 2368 nt
Organism: Triplophysa dalaica
Lineage: Eukaryota; Metazoa; Chordata; Actinopteri; Cypriniformes; Nemacheilidae
Product: armadillo-like helical domain-containing protein 4
Exons: 8
Coding region: 325-1671 (448 amino acids)
Source: RefSeq, a predicted model, not a curated record